Molecule: messenger RNA, 366 nt
Organism: Mastomys coucha (southern multimammate mouse)
Lineage: Eukaryota; Metazoa; Chordata; Mammalia; Rodentia; Muridae
Product: prostatic steroid-binding protein C1-like
Exons: 3
Coding region: 49-366 (105 amino acids)
Source: RefSeq, a predicted model, not a curated record
GAGUCCAUUUGCUCACCAUUUGCUAAGUCUAAAAGUGAAGAGGGCAUCAUGAAGCUGAGCCUGUGUCUUCUGGUCAUUCUGGCUGUUUGUUGCUAUGAAGCUAAUGCCAGGGAAGUCUGCGAAGCUAUUGCUCAUGAAAGCAUAAGCUUUUUACUACGGAGUGAGCAAGAAGUGAAGACAGAACUUGAGAUGUACAAUGCAACUCCAGUGGCUGUUGAAGCAAAACUGAAAGUUAAGAGAUGUGUGGACCAGAUGAGCUAUAAAGAGAGAUAUGAUAUAGCAUUAAGAUUGGUAUAUGCUAUAUUGGAAUGUGGUGUGAAUGGAUGGGUACAAAAAUAUUAUCCUGAGAUUGAUUACAUCUUAUAG